AUGUCUUCGAAUUUCUUGAUUAUGAUAAUUUUGGGAACUAUGAUGUACACAACUUAUGCUCGAAAGCUUAUCGGAUUAGAUUUUCCCGAUAAUUAUAAUAAUAAUGUUUCACAAGUUACAGGCUCAUUUGGAGGAGAAGAAUUAGAUCUUCCCAAUAACAAUAAUAAUGUCCCACAAGCUAGAGACUCAAUGGGAGGUUAUGGAGUAAGUUAUUCCAAUAAUUAUGAUACUAUUCCACAAGAUACAAACUCAGUUGGAGGUGGAGGUGGAAUUGGAGGAUUUGGUUUUCCUGAUAAUUAUAAUAAUAACAAGGUUUCACGAGUUAGUGGCUCAUUUGGAGGCGGAGGUGGUGGUGGAGGACAUGUUGGUCCUGGUGGCAUAGAUUUUGGAAUAGGUGUUGGUGUUGGAGGUGAAGUAAGUGUACCCGGUGUUGGAUCAAUUGGUGGUGGUGGAGGUGGCGGAAUAGGUGGAAGCAUAGGCCGAGAUGGUUCGGUAUCUAUGGGAGGUGGUGGAGGUGGAGGCAUUGGUGGUCGAAUAGGUAAUGUAGGCUUUGGGGGCGGGCAAGGUUUUGGUGGUGGCCAAAGUUUUAAGGGAAUUCCUAAUUAA
Messenger RNA from Solanum dulcamara, 606 nucleotides. RefSeq names its product glycine-rich protein 23-like. NCBI's taxonomy places the organism in Eukaryota, Viridiplantae, Streptophyta, Magnoliopsida, Solanales, Solanaceae. The transcript has a single exon. The record is from RefSeq and is a predicted model, not a curated record. Bases 1 to 606 code for a protein of 201 amino acids.